AUGACUCAACUACAUUCAGUACUAUCCCCAGUGUUUCCUGCCGAAACAUCAGUGGAGAUUACUGGUGACUGUAUUCCAUUGGCUGAAACAUCUUCCAUACAAUUAUUUAUCAAAUUGGCUGAACCAAAAGUGUUCUUACAAGGAUUUGAGUCUCGUCAUAUUUCAGAAAAGCAACCAAGUAUAUUAAGAGGCUCUCUUAUUGUAAGGGUCCUUAAACCAACGAGAAUAAAAAAUAUAUCGUUAUCCUUUAAGGGUUAUUCGAGAACAGAAUGGCCUGAGGGGAUUCCACCGAAAAGACAAGAUUUUGUUGAAAUUAAUGACAUUAUCAAUCAUACUUGGCCCUUUUAUCAAACUGAUCAUAACGUUACAGCCACAUCGGGAAAUCCCGUUACAAGUACAAAUGAUAAACUGUCUCAAUCAGGUAAUAAUAAAGUGGAAAACAUGCUAUUGAAGAAAAGUGGUGCUUCCGUUUAUCGGAAAUUACCCAAUUCAAGUAAAAGAUCAAGUAGUGUAUUGUUAAAUCAUUCAAACAAUAAUUCAUCCUCGAAUCUAACAGCUUCAACUACACAUAAUAAUAAUAACAACAAUAAUAAUAAUAAUCUUGUCUCCCCAAAUGGCACUGUUUCACCAUCCUUAAGAAAUUCAAGAAACAGAGCUACCUCUAAUGCUUCUCGCUCAUCAUCAGUAUCGAGAAGCUUAUCACCAAUGGCAUUAUUUAGAAGAGCUGCUACAAUACCAUCUGAAAAUAUAAAUUCAUCAACUAAUACCACUCGUAGUCAUAAUAAUAAUCAUAAUCAUAAUAAUAUUCAUAAUACCAACGAGAGACCCACUCAUUCACAUUCUUCCUUAAUAUCAGACCUAUUUAAUUCAACAUUCUCCUCGGCAUCUUUGACAGAUUCUUCAGCAAAUACCAACAAUAACACAUCAGACAGCAAUAAUACCCUUAAUGACGCCAAUUAUCAUCACCAUUUCAUUUUUCAAACCGGUGAUUACAUAUAUGCCUUCGAACAAUUAAUUUCUCAAUCAUACCCAGAAACAAUAAAGGCAGAUUUCGGCUUUGUGGAAUAUUUCUUGUACGUCAGUGUAGAAAGAUAUGGUGCUUUCAAAUCAAAUAUCACUGCAAGAUUACCCAUUCAAAUAAUAAGAACUCAAUCAGAUACUUCUGUGGAGGAAAGUGAACCAAUAACUAUCUCAAGAGAUUGGGAAAAUCAAUUAUUUUAUGACAUUGUCAUUGCAUCAAAAGAUAUCAUACUAGAUGCCUUCUUGCCAAUAACUUUCAAAUUCUCUCCCUUAGAUAAAGUUACUUUACAUAGAGUUAGAAUUUAUGUGACAGAAACAAUGGAAUAUUAUUGUAAUGGUAAGAAAAUUCAUAGAAUGGAACCCACGAAGAAAUUCCUUCUAGCAGAACAUAGAGGUCCACGAUUACCAACUGCUCCACCGGAAGAUCCAAAUCAUAAAUCGAAAUCAAAGGCAAAAUAUAUGGGUAAUCUUUUAGAAGAUCCAGUCAGUGGAGAUUUAAUUAAUAAAGACUUUGAAUUCCAAGUUUAUGUGCCAACAAAGUUCGGUAAUCAUCAACAAUUACAUCCUGAUUCCACUUACGAGAAAAUCAAAUCAAAUCAUUGGAUUAAAAUUUGUCUUAGAUUAUCUAAAAUGGUCGAAGACAAGAGGAAACAUUAUGAAAUUAGUAUUGAUUCGCCAAUCCACGUAUUACAUAAAUUAUGUUCUCAUGCAAAUACUCUUUUACCAAGUUAUGAGUCUCAUAUUCUCUCAAAUACUGGUAACUUAGAUGAUCCUUCAUCAAAUUUACUUGGGAAUGAAUCAUCAAAUGAUAAUAUUUAUCAUAAUUCAAAUGUUUUCUUUCCGAAGGAAAUUCUUUUAUCGCCAGUCCUUUCACCUGGAGUACAUCCAUUAGAUCAAACAGCUGUGCCGAACAACAAUCCUCAACAUCAAUCGAUAAAUGCAAAAAGACCGAAUUAUAGUAGAACUAGAUCACAACAGUCUUUAAAUGAUACAUCUAAUAAUGAUGAUGAUAAAAUCUCAAUGGAUAUUUUCAAUUCACCUAAAUUAAAAUCAAACAUAUAUCACCCUGAUUCUAUUCAAAGAGAAUUGGCUUCUCCUCAAGCUAUACCUUUAUCCCCAAUUGUAUCUCCAAAUUUAAGGCCAUUAUCAUUAGCGUUAAGUGACAUCGAUGCUGAUGAUAAUUUUGAUAGAAUUGAUGGUUGCACGAAUGACACUAAUGAUCCUCCGCCAUCUUUUGAUUUCAGUUCUGAUAGCACCAACGAACCUAACAUUCAUGUUAAAACUACAACAUUACAUUCUUCAUCGGAAUCUUCAAAAACGGAUUUAUUACCAAGAAAUCCUCCAUCUUAUGUUGAUGUUCUAAAAAAAGAUGGAAUCAAAUCUAUUGAGCCAAGUGUCGGCUCUUCAAUUCUUCCCCGCAUAACAUUGAAUAGAUCUCAAGAGUCAAUCGUGAGUCUUCCUCAUAAUCAUAAGUAUCAUCCACACCAUUCCUCCAAAUUACAGACUCGUAAGUCCAUAAAGGAACAAUUGACAUCAUCAUCAGCAAUAAAUCCAACGGAAUCUAUAUCCUCUAAUACAAAGAAUGAAGACUGGGAUAUUGCUUCCAAUUUUAAUUUCCAUGGUACAAAUUUACCUUCGGGUAUCCUUAGAAACACUGCAGCACAAACAAAUCAACAACAACAAUACCCAUUACGAAGAAACAGUAUUCAAGAUAUAUUACCAUCUACGUUAAGAAAUGAUAAUAGAGGGUUCAGUGAUUUGAACCAAAUACUCGAUGAGGAUAAAGAAGAUGAUCAUGAACAAAAUUAUUUACAAGUUGGUGGCAAUUCUUCAGAUAUAGGUCAAUCUUCCUCAACAAGAUCUUCCUUCGAUAGAUCAAGUAUAAUUCAACCUCUCGGUCAAACAGAUACCCAGCCAUUAUUGGGAUCAACUCAAGAGUCAUUAAUGAGUAAUUCAAACGUCUCCGUGGGAAGCAAUUACGACAAUACUAAUUACAAUUCAUUGAACGUGUUCGAUGCUACCAUGAAUCAAUCAAGAACUUCUAUGUCAGAUAUCUGCGAUACUUCAUUACCUUUGGAUUCAUCCGUUGACAUGACAGCUUUAUAUGAUAGAAACCCAAAUGUGUGGCACCCUUUGCAGUUGAAUGAUGAAAAUGACAAUAAUGGAUUGUCUCCUAUGUUAAGAAAUAACUUCCAAUUCGAUAAUUUCAAAGAUUCACAUUCUGAUGAUCGAGAAACUACGCCGAAACCUGAAUUUCCUCCUCAUAAGAGAGAAAAUGAUUCGAAAGAGCACAAUGACGAUGGUCGUGAUGACGAGGACGACGAUGAUGAUGAAGAAGAAGAUAUUGAUGUCUUGCACGAGGACAAUGGGUCAUCAAGUCAACAAUCUGGUUCUAUUAACCGACCUUCUAAUGAAUUUGAAUCUAAAAAUAUUAUAAAUAAUAUUGAUGGAGAGACCUUAAGAAGGAGCUACGAUGAUGGUAUUUUACAAUGA
Messenger RNA from Naumovozyma dairenensis CBS 421, 3513 nucleotides. It is a transcript of the gene ALY2, whose product is annotated as Aly2p. Gene Ontology annotation, cellular component: cytosol; cytoplasm. Bases 1 to 3513 code for a protein of 1170 amino acids. Lineage: Eukaryota; Fungi; Ascomycota; Saccharomycetes; Saccharomycetales; Saccharomycetaceae. The transcript has a single exon. Gene Ontology annotation, molecular function: protein-macromolecule adaptor activity; ubiquitin protein ligase binding. The record is from RefSeq and is a predicted model, not a curated record. Gene Ontology annotation, biological process: ubiquitin-dependent endocytosis.